AUGGUCAGUAAGGUUCCUCGGACCAACCGUCUUGCACACGGAAGUGAAUCUGAGUUAAGUAAUCCUACAGAUGUGGCUUCUGGAUCCAUCUCAACAUCAUCUACAAAGGGAAAGGAGGAAAAGAAAACAGGCACUGAAGGAAAUAUAUCUGACUUAAGAAAGCCUACAGCUGAGGCGUCAGGGUCAAUCUCAACAUCCUCUACAAAGGGAAAGAAGAAAAAGAAAGAAGGCACUAAAGGAGAUGAUCAAGGGAAGCCAUGGUUAGGCACCAUAAAUCUUCCACCACAGUAUCAUACCACAUUCAGUGAUCAACCAGGUUCAGUAAGAGAGAAAGUGCGCCAUGCUCCACCUGAUAACCAGAUAACAGACCCAACAAUCCAUAAUGAAGAGCUAGAAGAUCAAACAAGGAUAAAUAAAGAAGUUAGAGCCAAGAAGGCUAGAGCGUUGCGUGUGAAAGUAAUGCAAUUGAAGAAACACAAUCCACGAAGCGAAGCAGCCGGACCGUCAAGAACAAGACAGAGACAUCGAGGGAAAAACAAAGCACCUAUUGCCAGUAAAUAUGAUAUAGUCUCCUGUCCAUCCUGCAAUGCAUUAGUAUGGAAUGCAGAGGCAGUUGGGAAUGAAACACAAAAAGCUCCAAGAAAAUUCAGUAUCUGCUGUCAGCAAGGACGAGUAAAACUCCCACCUGUACGGGAACCACCCUCCCCACUUAAGGAGCUAUUAGAAACACCAAGUUUUCGGCUACAAAUCCGGAUUGCGAACGGGAUGCUUGCUUUCACAUCUAUGGGUGCUAAUAUAGAUCGGACAGUUACAGGGACUCCUGGAACAUUCACCUUUCGAAUCAAUGGACAGAUCAUCCAUAGAAUAGGAAAAAGGCAAUCACAGGGGGUUCUUCAGAAAUUUCCAUACCCGAUUGUUCAGUUGAUAAAUAUGGUGGAUGAACAUAACGAGUUAGCAAAGACCUUCAGGAAUGCUCGCGACCGUGUCAACUCAUCAAACACUGAAGAAUUUAGGAUCACUUUUGUGAAGCAGAAGCAACGUGGGAGGCAAUAUGAUCUCCCAAGUGCAGAUGAGAUAGGUGGCCUAUUAUUUGGUGAUCAGUCAGCGAACCCAUCAAGUAAAGAUCUGGUGGUAGAGUACAGAUCCUCAGGCCUUCAACGGAUCAGCGACUUGCACCCACUUUACAUGACACUGCAGUAUCCAUUGCUCUUCCCAUAUGGGGAAUCUGGCUAUACUGAAAAUAUCCCUUAUCGCGCGACUGAAUCAUCAACAGUCAAAAGAGAAUGUAUGACAAUGAGAGAGUUCUAUGCUUACCAGAUCCAAACUCGGCCAACCGAAGGAAUGACAAUAAUCAUGUCAGGAAGAUUACUACACCAAUAUAUUGUUGAUGCCUACAUAGCUACUGAGCAAGAAAGGCUACGCUUCCUCAGAUUAAACCAAAAAAAGCUACGAGCUGAGUUAUACACUAAUGUCUGUGACGCUGUCCAAAUCGGCGAUACUGAUGCUAGACAGUUGGGAAAAAGGAUAAUCUUACCUUCGUCAUUCACUGCUGGUCCUCGCUAUAUGUCAGAGAAGUACCAAGAUGCUAUGGCAAUCUGCAGGUGGUAUGGAAACCCAAACUUAUUCAUAACCGUCACCGCAAACCCCAACUGGGUUGAACUGAAAAAUCACCUACAAGCAUACGGUGGUGACUCAGCGAAUAGUAGACCAGACCUUGAGUGCAGGUUGUUUAAGAUAAAGCUAGACGAAAUGAUGGCAGACUUCAAAGAGGGUGUGUUUUUUCCCAAACCAGCAGCAGUUGUCUACACAAUUGAGUUUCAAAAACGAGGCCUACCCCAUGCCCAUAUUCUUCUAUGGUUUGAAGGACUGAGAGGAGAUGUUAGUACUUCCAUGAUUGACCGGUAUAUAUCCGCUGAACUUCCAAACAAAGAAACUGACGAAGAAGGAUUUGCAUUAGUCGAGCGACAUAUGAUUCACGGUCCAUGUGGUCGUCUACGACCAAACUCACCGUGUAUGGAAAGAGGGGAAUGCACUAAGAACUAUCCAAAACCCUUCUCAGACCAUACCAAGAUAGACAAAUCUGGUUUUGUUGUGUACCGAAGGCGAGCAGAUGCAUCAGCCUGUGCAGUUAAAGGUGAUAUCAAAGUGGAUAAUCGCCAUGUAGUUCCUCAUAACCUCGCCCUGCUAAAGAAAUACCAGGCACACAUCAAUAUUGAGUGGUGUUGCAAAACAAGUGCUAUUAAAUAUCUUUUCAAAUACAUAACGAAGGGUGCGGAUAGAGCAACUAUUUUGCUGGAGCAGGCUGGUAAACAGGAACCAAACCUUGAUGAGAUUACCAGAUUUCAAGACUGCCGAUACAUCUCAGCAUGUGAGGCCUCAUGGAGGCUGUUCUCCUUCCACAUCCACCACAACAAACCAUCUGUCGUAAAGCUGCCGCUGCACCUGCCUGGAAAGCACAAACUGGUAUAUGAGGAAAAAAAGAACUUACAAGAUGUUCUCUCAAGGCCUGACGCAGAUAGGACAAUGCUGACAGCAUACUUCGAAGCGAAUCAGAUCUAUGAAGAAGGCAGAGAUCUGACUUACAUUCAGUUCCCAAGUAUGUUCACAUACCACUCAAACUCAAAGACAUGGACACCUAGGAAGCAAGGCGGUGCUAUAGGCAGGGUCGUCUACGUCCACCCAUCAGCGGGAGAUUUGUAUUUCCUAAGUGAUACGCCCUAA
This is a messenger RNA of Brassica napus (rape), 2721 nucleotides long. RefSeq lists its product as uncharacterized. The record is from RefSeq and is a predicted model, not a curated record. NCBI's taxonomy places the organism in Eukaryota, Viridiplantae, Streptophyta, Magnoliopsida, Brassicales, Brassicaceae. The transcript has 8 exons. Bases 1 to 2721 code for a protein of 906 amino acids.